Molecule: messenger RNA, 2717 nt
Organism: Oryzias latipes (Japanese medaka)
Lineage: Eukaryota; Metazoa; Chordata; Actinopteri; Beloniformes; Adrianichthyidae
Gene: stk16
Product: serine/threonine kinase 16
Biological process (GO): protein phosphorylation
Cellular component (GO): cytoplasm; Golgi apparatus
Molecular function (GO): protein serine/threonine kinase activity; ATP binding
Source: RefSeq, a predicted model, not a curated record
UGCGUAAAUCUGCUCGUUUUAUCAGGGAUUUUGUCACAAUAUAACGUGCUACAUUUCAGUAAAAUUUACUCUGUGAAAGUGUUUCUAUGUGUUGUUCUGCCAUCUUAGUUUAUUCAUCGUUUUCGCUAUCAUGCUGAUCAUCCGAGGUUGGGGUUAAAGAAUGUAGCAAACGAGAUGGGGCAGUCGUUGUGUGUAUGUUCCCGUGGCUCCAUGACCAUUGACAACAAAAAAUAUUAUUUUGUUCAGAAACUUGAUGAAGGAGGCUUCAGCUAUGUUGACCUGGUUGAAGGGGCAAAAGAUGGGCGUUUUUACGCCCUGAAGAGAAUCUUGUGUCAUGACCGGGAAGGUCGCAAGGAGGCUCAGACCGAAGUGGAAAUGCAUCAGAUGUUCAGUCAUCCCAACAUCCUAAGCUUGGUGUCACACACUUUCGUCGAUGCUGGAGGGAAGACGGAAGCCUGGCUCCUUUUGCCGUAUAUGAGUAAAGGAAGUCUGUGGUCUGUUCUGGAGAAACUAAGAGACAAAGGGAGCUCAAUGCCUGAAAAACAGAUUUUGCAAAUCUUCCGUGGAAUUUGUUCUGGAUUGAAGGCUAUUCAUGAAAAAGGCUACGCACACAGAGAUCUAAAGCCCACAAAUGUGCUUCUGGAUGAGAAUAACAAACCGUUACUGAUGGAUCUGGGCUCCAUGAAUCGUGCGAGAAUUGAGGUGAAAGGAUCCAGAGAGGCCAUGACCCUACAGGACUGGGCGGCCCAGCGCUGCACCAUUUCCUACAGAGCUCCUGAGCUCUUCCACGUAGAGAGCCACUGCAUCAUAGAUGAGCGCACUGAUAUCUGGUCGCUCGGCUGUGUGCUGUACUGCAUGAUGAUGUUGGAGGGCCCUUAUGAUCUGGUGUUUCAGAAGGGCGACAGCGUUGCUCUGGCUGUCCAGAAUCCAGUCAGCAUCCCGCCAUCUUGCAGGUAUUCAUCAGGUCUGCAGGUGCUGCUCAGCUCCAUAAUGGUCUCAAAUCCCCAAGAGCGACCGAACAUCAGUUGGGUGCUUGACCAGGUUCAAGACCUGCAAAAUCGCAGUCCGAACACCGAAACCAACAUGGUCUGAUCGGAUCCACUGUAUGCAGAGACCAAACCUUUACACGCCUCAGUGAACUUCUCUUUUUUUGUUUGUUUGAAGAAUUAAAUCUAAAAAGCUGGUUUUCCAUGGGACGGUUGGCAACAAAAGCCUCAUCCUCCACUUUAUCUGAUCAAAGCUUUCUUUUAGCCUUUAUUUUAACUCACUAAAUUAUUUGAAGAAUGUGAAAUGCCUUAAAUCUAUAAAUAUUUUCCACAGUGCAAUUAUUUCUGGUGAUGUCAGAAAAAAAAUGCUUCUUUUUUUGGCAACCUUUAUUUUGAAAAAUCUGUGUAUUUGUUCUUCCUGAGACCUAAAUGAGGUGCUGCUCAUGUGUCUGAUGGCUCCAUGUGUUUUGGAUCCACCUCACUUUAAAAUUUGCAGUGGAGACAGAUUUGACCAGCUUUGUUUGAAAGCAAGAGAAUCAAAUCCAAGCAUAUUUAUGUGGUUGUUUCGUUUCGGUUAAUUCCGUGGAGAAAAGUGAAGAAAUAAUUCAGUGAAUGCAAGAAACUGCAACUAUUUUUGUCCCCCAGAUGGAGCAAGGCUCACUAUUAUCCUUUUUAUUAGUUCUUCUAAGUUGACGUCUACCCUCUAGUGGCAGCAGCUUUAACAACUAUUCUUCUAAAAAUGUAUAAACUUUUGUUUAAAGUAGUAUUUUUAGAUUUUGAUAUGAAACGAAAACGUACACAUUAAAGCUCUGCUUUGGAUUUCGGAUUACUUUCACUUCUGGGCUCAUGUAAUUCAAUAAUUCAGUUUUAUUUAUUUAGCCCACCAUUACAACACGGUUGUGUCAAUGAGCUUUAGUAAUUGUACAUAACAUAAAUGAGUUAUAAAAUACAAUAGCUAAUUGUUCGUUUACUCCUUUAGGGAUUAAUUUUAGGAGUUAAAUGCUGCUCACUUUGUCUUUUAUAUUUCAGGAAGCUUCUAUGUUCAUUCCAGUGACUGUUCAUGUUCUGUCUAGAGGAGCACCAUGUUUAUUCUUUUAUUUAAAAAAAAACAAGGCUGUCCUUCGAUCACAAUUGUUACAAACUGUAACAUCUGUUUAUUUUAAGUUGGAAAUAAUUGAGGGAAUAUAUUUUUCUGUCACUUCACUUUGUAUUGUGUUUUUAAACAGUCUUUUCCAUUCCACUGAUUCCUGUGUUUUAUUCUUGUUUUCUUUGUAAUAAUCAGACUUGUGUUCUCUCAGGGUUCUCCCAUAAUCCUCUGGCUUUCGUUUCUGAACCUAAACUCUACCUUUAAAAUGUCUUGACAGUAAAAACCUUUUGGGCAUUUAAAUUGAAUGCUUUUUUUGUGACUGUAGUGCAGUAAUUUAGGACUGUUUGACCACCUUUAAAAUAUUCUGCUCAGUUAGCUUGUAGACAUCAUAUUUGAACUGUAUUUUGGGAGUACUAUACAAUGUUUGAGGAUACUAUGUGUUAUUGCAAAGUUUGGAUUUAGCCAGUAUAAUGAACUGUUGUGUUGUUGUGAACCGCAAAUUGAAAAAGGUUUAAUGCUGCAUCCGAAAGACAAAAAGUUCUAUUCGUAUUGGUAAAGGUACCAGAUAUUAUUGUGUGCUUUUGAUGAUGAUGAAAAGUCCUUUAUUCAUAUUUUAAAACACAAAUAAAGAGAAAAUAUCUACA